AGUCUGCGCAGUAGAGGAGUAGCGUUUGGGCUAAAAACGAAGCUCGCGCCAGAGUAUCUCUCUUCCAAGUAUUCGCCUCCGAAUAAUUUUAACCUACUUCGGUAUAAUGGCCAGAGAUAAUACCUUUCUCGCGGGUGGCGUGCGAUCCUAAGAAAGAGCAGAAUGCGGCCGUGCCCCACCUUCCUGCUGGUGCUGCUGCGCUGGGUGCGGUUGCGCAUGUGCGCCAGACGGUGGCGCUACAGCAAUGGCAACAACAGUAGACUACCGCUGUGUGUGAGACAGAGAUGGGCCUACCUCAAACUGAUGGUUAACUCCCUCUAUUACAACUCCCUCACCAACUCUGACGUCGUCAUGGACUCACUGAUGGAACCCAUCUUCUGGAUGGUGGACCUACUCACCCGCUGGUUCGGGUCGGUGUUUGUCUGUCUGGUGGUGAUACUGACCAGUUCUAUCCUGCUGAUAGCUUACGUGGGUCUGCUGCCCCUGAUUCUCAACACCUACUCUCCACCCUGGAUAGUCUGGCACAUCGGUUAUGGACACUGGAACCUCUUCAUGAUCGUCUUCCACUACUAUAAAGCCACCAAGACCGCCCCAGGAUACCCCCCUACGGUAAAGAAUGACAUUCCGUUUGUGUCCGUGUGUAAGAAGUGUAUCAUCCCCAAACCAGCCAGGACUCACCACUGUGGCAUCUGCAACACGUGUAUUCUGAAAAUGGAUCAUCAUUGUCCGUGGCUGAAUAACUGUGUUGGCCAUUUUAACCAGCGCUACUUCUUCUGCUUCUGUCUCUCCAUGACCCUGGGCUGUGUUUACUGCAGCAUCAGUGGCCGGAACCUCUUCCUAGAUGCUUAUAGUGCUAUAGAGCGCUUCAAACACAUGGACUUGGAUAAAUCAGGUGUCCCGGUGACAGGGAUGGGGCAACUCAUAGGAAUCUUACCUCCUGGGCAGAGCACCUACCAGACCCCUCCUCCUCCCUACACGUUCAGAGACAAGAUGUUCCACAAGAGUAUCAUCUACAUGUGGGUAUUAACCAGCACGGUGGCCGUAGCUCUGGGGGGGCUGACUAUCUGGCACGCAGUGCUGAUAUCCCGAGGAGAGACCAGCAUAGAGAGACACAUCAACAACAAGGAGGCCGAACGCAUGGCCAAACAUGGCAAGGUGUACAAGAACCCCUUUAACUAUGGCAGAUUAAACAACUGGAAAGUCUUCUUUGGUGUGGAGAAGAGAAGUCAUUGGCUGACGCGAGUCCUCCUGCCCUCUGGACAUGCCCCCUAUGGGAACGGCCUGACCUGGGACAUCUAUCCAAUCAGAAAAGACAUGAUUCCCGUCUGAGCCAAAUAGAAAAGAACUGACUUGAGACAUCUACCCAAUGAAGAAACACCUGAUGGCUGUCUGACCCCACAGACUCUGUCUACAGAGAAAACAACAUUUCCCUGUGGCCCCUGCUCCCUACAGGUGCUAAAGACCAAUGACCAUAGACGAGAAGUGGAGUUCUGAGCUGGAGAGUGAAUACUCCGAGGACUACAGGGAUAGCCAGCAGGGAAGAGAUGGGGAAUGUUUGCAGCGCCCAAGUGAAACAAACCUGGUCAAUUCCAUGUAAAAGGACCCAUGAGCACCAACAUGUGAAGUUCAUAGGAGCAUGUCAAAUUGGGUGUCAAAUGAAAGCUAAGAGUCAAUAUUUUUGAGAAAUGAAUGCAUAUAUACAGUUGAAGUCGGAAGUUUACAUACACUUAGGUUGGAGUCAUUAAAACUUGUUUUUCAACCACUCCACACAUUUCUUGUCAACAAACUAUAGUUUUGGCAAGUCGGUUAGGACAUCUACUUUGUGCAUGACAC
Molecule: messenger RNA, 1833 nt
Organism: Salmo salar (Atlantic salmon)
Lineage: Eukaryota; Metazoa; Chordata; Actinopteri; Salmoniformes; Salmonidae
Gene: zdhhc16a
Product: zDHHC palmitoyltransferase 16a
Molecular function (GO): palmitoyltransferase activity
Source: RefSeq, a predicted model, not a curated record